Gossypium raimondii (Peruvian cotton) is the source of this 431-nucleotide messenger RNA. RefSeq names its product 40S ribosomal protein S3-3. The record is from RefSeq and is a predicted model, not a curated record. NCBI's taxonomy places the organism in Eukaryota, Viridiplantae, Streptophyta, Magnoliopsida, Malvales, Malvaceae. The coding region runs from base 13 to 306 and encodes 97 amino acids. Gene Ontology annotation, molecular function: structural constituent of ribosome. Gene Ontology annotation, cellular component: nucleus; cytosolic small ribosomal subunit. The transcript is spliced from 2 exons.
CGUGCUAAGUCUAUGAAGUUCAAGGAUGGUUACAUGAUAUCCUCUGGUUAUCCUGUCAAGAAAUAUAUUGAUUCUGCCGUUAGACACGUCCUUCUUAGACAUGGUGUGCUGGGUAUCAAAGUUAAAAUCAUGCUUGAUUGGGAUCCUAAGGGCAAGCAGGGCCCUAUGACCCCAUUGCCGGAUCUUGUCACCAUCCACCCUCCAAAGGAUGAAGAAGAGUCUAAAGAAAAGAAAGAGUAUGAAGCAGUUGUUCCCCCAACCAAGUUUAUAUUACCUUUUAUGUUCUUCAACACUAAUAUACAUUAGCAGGACAAUUACUGGAUGGCUCUGCAUGAAUUAAUGUUUUGCUGAGAUCCUUUGUUUAGGAUUUGGGUUCCAAUUAUUUUGAGUUUAGAUCGAGUUGUUUUAAACUUGCGGAUUCAGGUCAAUUU